This is a messenger RNA of Acyrthosiphon pisum (pea aphid), 4641 nucleotides long. RefSeq names its product neurogenic protein mastermind-like. Gene Ontology annotation, cellular component: nucleus; plasma membrane; cytoplasm. The transcript is spliced from 12 exons. Bases 1030 to 4452 code for a protein of 1140 amino acids. Lineage: Eukaryota; Metazoa; Arthropoda; Insecta; Hemiptera; Aphididae. Gene Ontology annotation, biological process: regulation of transcription by RNA polymerase II. The record is from RefSeq and is a predicted model, not a curated record. Gene Ontology annotation, molecular function: DNA-binding transcription factor activity, RNA polymerase II-specific; RNA polymerase II cis-regulatory region sequence-specific DNA binding; zinc ion binding.
GUUUUUCCAGUCGAAGUUUCGCAGUCGGUGUGAUUAUACCGUUUCGUGUUGAACGGCGGCAGCCGCCUUUUAACCGUGCGCCGCUCGCCGCACCCACACGCGCGCGCGCCAUCGCGCGCCCGCCGCCGUACUUACACGCACGUGGACACGACGCCGUACAUUAUUAUUAUUAUUAUUAUUAUUAUUACACUAUAGUCGUAUCGUUUUCGACCGUUUUUCCGACGUCCGUCGCCGAAGCCACACAGCAUCGUCCGUUGACUAUAAAAUUAAUUAUACCUACUGAUAUAUAUUUUUUUUUUAAUCGUUUCAGUGUGGAAUAGUGCAAUAAUUUAUUUAUUAAUCGCUGGUGUUUUUUUUACCGGUCGUGCGCUUAUCGCUAUCGCCCGUCAUAGUUCGGUCCCGUCGCUCCGACCGCGUAAGAUACUCGCGGUGUACGUCAGUUUUCGGUCUUCGUUCGGUUAUUUUAAUCUUUCAAUAAGCGCAAAACGUCCGCGGAAAAACACGAGUUAUUGAUUGGGCACGAGCGGAGUUUUUGUUUUCGCCUCGCUCGCCGUCCGUGGCGCGCGCGCUUCCCGCCACCGCCGCCGACGACAACGUUGUCGCUGACGACGACGACUACGGAGACGACGACGACGACGAUAACGCGGCAACGAGUGUUUUUCCGAGAACUCUUUUCGCAACUCCUCCGUUCGCCGCCGCCGCUCCCGCACGCGCCGAUAUUGUCCCGCCCGGGUCAGGCUCUUGGCGCGCGCGUUACCGCCACCACCGGCACAGACCGGUCGCGCGCGCCGCGUUCGUGACUAGGCCGCUGACCGGUGUGAGCCACAUCUGCCGCCACUGCCGGCGCUCUCGCUACUACCGACACGGCCGUCGGACACGAUUAACUGCCGGCCACGCGCUCCUAUGCGUUUUCCUAUUUUGUUAACGACGAAAUUAUCGUGAUCGAGCAAGUGAUGUUCAGAUCAUACAUGCAAUUAAAUUUUAAUAAUUUACCUCAAGAACAAGAUAGAAUUCUUCAAUGAAAAUAAAAUGACUGCAAAAGAGUGUUUUGGGUUCAACACAAUCAUGAUAAAACCUAAGUCCAAGCACACCAUUAGACAUAUCUUAGAAUUGCCAUCCAGUUUGCCACCAUCUAAACGUCCCGCUGCUAAACCUCCAGAUGCACCCUGGACGAAGCGAAGAAAACUUAUACUGCCUCCAGUCAACAAACAGAAAUACUUAGAACCUUCACCUUGGUUACAGACCAAUUUCCCAUUCAAGGCGUUUCAACACAAACUCGCCACUGACACUGCUGGUCCAGAAGACCUGUCAGUCCGGCGGGUGAGAUAUACACAAGCAAUGAGCAAAGAAGAAAAACUCCCAUCCAAUGGCGUGGGGUAUGCGGCCCAUCAGGUCGACGGACAAAUGUCGACAUCGAAACGCAAGUCAUCGGGUGACGGGACGGUGGCCUGCAACAAGGCCCAGUCUACAGUAGACGAGACGUUUGCGCACAAGAAAAGAAGAAGGGCACUGAAACAGAUGCAAGAGGUGGCCGCGGACAAGGACAACAACAAAGGCACGUCCGAACAACAGCAGCAACAGCAAGACAACAACAACGGAGGAAGCGGCGCGGCGGCCGCGCAAAAGACUAUGGUGCUACCGAAGAAACGGCCGCUGGCCGGUCAGCCAGGAACCGGGGCGGCCACAGCAGCUGGACAACAGACAGCUGCGGCCACGCCGAAAAAACAGGCAAAGGCCAGCGGUGACGAGGCGGUGGACGACGAGACGCUGAUACGCGAGACGGAAGCAGCGCUGAAGAGCCUGUCGGGUGGGUGGCCGGGCGCACGCCACUCGUUCUACCGGACAGGACACGACGACGACCGGUACGAGUCGCCGGCGUUCGUCAACCUGUUCGACGAGAAGAAGAUUGGAAGCGCCAGCGGCGCACACCCACCGCCACCACCGCCACCGACGGCCAUCAGAGUGGACGAGAACAAAAACAACACAGGUGACGCGAAAAUGGCACAGCAGCAACAGCAACCGCCGCAACAACAACAACGCCGCGACCUCGACCAUAUUUUGCUCAACAAAAUUGACCAGAAUAACAAAGAGUGCGAACAUAACAAGAAACCAGACAAAUACGCGCCGUCCAAGUACGAGCCCGACUUUAACGAGCUGGUUGACGAUUCGUCGGAUGAGCUUGAGAUUGACAUGUCAGCUGACGGUGGUGGCGGCGGAAGCGGCUGCAGUGGCGGCGAUGACAAGGGUGACGGCGAAGGCGGUGGCGACGACGAAGACGAAAACGAAGAUGACGAUGAUGACGAGAGCGGUGGCUGCGGCCGUAGCCGUAGCAGAAGUCACAACGGCGGCGGCGACCGGCUUCGGCGCAAAAUGGACGUGGACCGCCGGAACAACAACAGCCACGUGCGGCCCGAUGAGAUGAUGACUUCCCUGAAGUCUGAGUCCGAGUCGUCGUCGUACGACGCUUACCUGAUGGACAAGACAGCGUUCUCGGCGUUCCGGCCCGUGGCAAGCGGUGGCGUCGGCGAGCCCAAAGACCCAACCCGCCUAGACCUGCCCACCGCGGUCGGCGCGGCCAUGUCUCCUCUGGGACCAUACCCGCCAGCCGGCGCCACUUUCGUGGUCGGUUAUACCGGACCAGGCGGUGGACUCGUCUCAAACGGCGUCGGCGUUUCCGUGGCUGGCGGAGGUGGGCACGGUUCGACGGUCAAACACCUGUUGGCCGGCGGAAACUCAGUGGUUGGCGGCGGCGUCGGCGUCGGUCCGGUGACACCGGUCAAGCCGGUUUGCGUGAAACUGGAGGACGACGGAUGCAGUGGUGGCUCGGGCGACUGUAAGGCGGACGGGGCCGUCAUCAAGAUGGACUCGCCCAGCCCACUGUCCAAGCAGUACACCAUACUGCAGCCAGCCGGCGCCGAUUCCAGAGCGGCCACGGCACUCCAAGACGUGGCCAGGGAAGGCGUGCUUGGUGCUUCGGUGGUGAGUGCGGCUGGAGGCGACGGUCUGUCACCGAGGAUGACGUCCGGCGUCAGCGGCACUACCAAACUCCUUCUCGACCCCGUAGACGGAGGACUAAUGCUACCGGGAUGCAUGAACAACAAAGAUGGGAAUAAAUGUCCAACGCCGGGAUGCACCGGUCAAGGGCACAUCACUGGACUGUACUCGCACCACAGAAGCAUGUCUGGAUGUCCCCGCAAGGAUAAAGUGACGCCAGAAAUUCUGGCCUUGCACGAAACAAUCCUAAAGUGUCCCACUCCCGGAUGUAAUGGCCGGGGACACGUGAGCUCAAACCGAAACACGCAUAGGAGCCUGUCGGGCUGUCCAAUAGCGGCGGCCAACAAACAGGCGUUGCGAGAACGGCAGAAAAAACUGUCACAACAACACAUCGCUGCGCUUACAGUGUGCAACAACGGCGGACUCGAUCAGCAGCAGUACAAGCACAUGGGCAACAUCAAUAAAGACGCGUACCAGCAGAUGGGUGGUCACUACGGCGACCACUGCGGCGGUGGUCCGACUGGCCGGUCACCGGAAUAUUUGACGACGGCAGCGGGGUACUACAGCCCAUCAGCGGUGGGCGCCAAGCUGACGGUUAAACCAUCCAAGAUGUUGCAACACAAGGACAUGGACGCCGGCGGGCCGGAAAUGGACGACGAAAAGCCGGACACGAAACAGCUGCGCCUCAAGUCAGAGAUGGGAUGCUGCGGUGAUGGGACCGCACCAGGAACGCAAGACGAUGCCAUGACCAUCAAGUCGGAAAUGCACUCGGCUGGUUCAUGUCGCUCAGUGACACCCCCGUGCAGCCGACGCACCCCGAUGACCAUGUCGUCGUACGACCACUGUCACGAUUCCAACUCAUCUUCCAUGUCUGGUAGCAUGGACGCCAUGAACCACCAUCAACAGCAACAACAACAACAACAACAACAGCAGCAGCAACAACAACAACAGCAACAGCAACAACAGCAACAACAGCAGCAGCAACAGCAACAACAGCAGCAACAACAACAACAACAACAAAUCCAACAACACGGCAACGGUGGCAUGUCGGGUCAGCAACAACAACACGGUUCGUCCGGAUCGUACAUGAUGAUGGAUAACAACACCAGACUACAACAUAGACCGUACGAACCACAACAGAUAAACGGCGGCAGUAGCGGCCAACAGCAAGACAUGUACAACAGAUCGGUAGCCGCGGCCGCCGACCGCAACUACGCGCUAACCAACAUCAACCGGCCGUCGCCGUCGUAUUCCACUGAAGUCCCGGCCCGGUCAUCGUACGACCACGUGCGGGCCGCCGUCGUAUCCGAAUCCGCUGAACGCGGCCGUGGCCGCAGCCGCUGCAGCGUACGCCGACCGCUACGAAUCCGAUCAGUCGUGCCAACGUUACCCGUCCGAGUACGGGGACUCCGCCGCCGCCGCCAUGUACCAACCACACCAGAUGAUCAUGAAACCUGAACAGCCCGUACAGAUGGACGACACCAUCGAACCGCCACUCUAUCCAAGGCCACUAUACCAGUACGAUGGAGCUAAUCCACCUACGUCCACCGGCGGCGGCCCGGUCAUCCAAUCGGGUUUUCCCACAGCAGCAGCGAUCAAUCUGUCGGUGAAGUGCAUCGCUGCUGCGAGUACCGGGAUGAAGCCACU